Messenger RNA from Rhipicephalus sanguineus (brown dog tick), 4043 nucleotides. Its product is annotated as inhibitor of Bruton tyrosine kinase-like. Lineage: Eukaryota; Metazoa; Arthropoda; Arachnida; Ixodida; Ixodidae. Gene Ontology annotation, molecular function: protein binding. The record is from RefSeq and is a predicted model, not a curated record.
AGCAAGUGCCUACGUUUGCACGGGAGCAUUUUGCGAUCUUGCCGAAAGUCAAGUUGUUUACGAGGUUAGCGCUGCAGUUUUGCUGGUUUUGCUUUUGCUUUCGCCUCCACUACCGGAGAAAGUGACACCUGCUACUGUUUGUUGCAUGUUCGAGCUGCUGAGAUAACCGCUAUGUCUGCUUUCGGUCGUGCGAUGCCUGCUCCCGCCUGCCAGCAGCCGUCUUCCCUGUUCGUCGACUCGGUCACACGCCUCAGCAUGGAAUAGCCACGUAGAGUCCAACAAUUAUGGGUGCCGUGCGCGGCGGGGGGGUCAUGUAGGACGGUAUGAAAACUGUGGUGCGUGUGUGUGCGUGAGUCGUGACCGCCACUCGCCUGCUUGAAGCCCCCCCGUUCGUCGGCCACAAGUUGCCUAACUUUUGCGCAGUGACGUGGUGCUACUGCCUCCCUGACAGAGGUAGUAGAGCGCGCACAAAAAGAAACAAACCAUGGAUAGCGCCAACCUGCUGCAGCCCGCACCGGACUGCACCGCGAGGUGCAAGUCUUGGUCGCACGCCGAUCUUGUCCUCUCGUCCAUCACCAAGGGAACGGUGCCGGAGAUACAGACGUACUGUCGCUACCUCUGCCACAACUUCUGGUCCCUCACGGACCCGAUCGGCCGAACGGCGCUCCACGUAGCCGCCUCGUUGGGCAAGGUGGAGCUCGUCAGGUGGCUGCUCGAACAGUGUCACGCCGACGUGGACGCUCGCGACCGCGAGUCCGGCUGGACUGCCCUGCACAGGGCCGUCUUCUACGGACAGCUGCACUGCGCCAAGGUUCUGCUCCAGCACGGCGCGAGCAUCGCGACGUCCGACUACGAAGGCCUGACACCCGUGGACCUGGCGGUACGCGACCGAAUGCCGUACAUCGAGUACGCCCCGUCCGACCCCUGCGAGGUGUACGUCUGGGGCUCCAACAAGAACUUCACCCUAGGUCUCGCCAACGAGCAAUCGCCCAAGGACCCCGAAGUCCUGGAGUCCUUCCGGCGGGACGGCGUCUCCGUACAGAAGGUCGAGAUGCAAAAGUUCCACUCAGUUUUCCUGACGAACGCCGGCGAGGUGUACGUCUGCGGACACGGUCUCGGUGGUCGACUUGGGCUCAACUCCGAGAAGACGACAUUGAGCGUAACACAGCUUCCUCUGUCCAAGGUAAACAAGGGAAGGUGCUUGGACAUAGCAUCGGGACAGGACCACACUGUUAUGUUAAUGGAAGAUGGACAAGUCCUGACGUGCGGUUUGAACAACCACCACCAGUUGGGCCUCGUCCCACCGCCGCCUCAAGUGCUCUCACCGAGGCCUCUUUCGAUGAAGUUCCUCAAGGAAAAAAAGGCGGUUGGAGUCUGUGCAGCGAAAUACCACACUGUCAUCUACACGGAAGAUGGCGUGUACACGUUUGGCCUGAAUGCUGGGCAGCUCGGACAUCCAAAAGGAGAGAGGCUGCAGACCACUCCAAGACAAAUCUCCAUGCUGAGCCAUCCUGACAUAAAAUUCAGCCAUGUCGUGUCUUCCGACGGUGCCAUCGUUUGCGCAACGGUGAAGGGUGACAUAUACGUUUGCCAGGAGUACAAAUGCCGCAAGAUCGCAUCUAAGCAACUCGAAAUCAAACAGCUGAGUGUUGUUGGCGGCCCACUCGACGAUUCUGGAGACGCCGUUAGUGGAAGUGGUGAUGGAGAGAAGCAAGCGCUAAAGGUGGCAAUGCUCACUAAGUCUGGGAAGCUGUAUCUGUGGCAGUCUUCGAGCCUUACACUCACGCGCUGCCUCUUCAACACCUAUCUACAGCCAAGAAUCGUGGACAUUUGCCUUAGCACCAAGAACAUAGCUCUUGUGUCAAAAGAUGGUGAAGGUUACCUGGGAACUCUGGCACCAAAAAAAGAGGUGAAGAAGACAUCUGAAAACAGUUCUCAGUCGAAGAAGACAGCUUUGCCACCCUCCAAUACUUGUAGCCUGGUAAAGCUCUUGGAGUGGAAAGAGUGCGAGCAUAUCAGUUUGAAAAGGCUUCACUCUGUCAACAGGGCAACCAGAAUCACAUGCAGCUAUGGUGGAGAAAGCUUCGCUGUGCUUCAAAGCAAUCCCAAGGUGGGCCUCUUGUAUGAACCCAAUGUCAUGUACUCAGAAUUUCAGAGCCACAUGAUGCAGCUGUUGGAGUCGGCCGACUGCGGCGACACUGUGCACGACAUCGUCGUCAAGGUUAAGGGCAACUCCUACCCUCUGCAUCGUUACAUUUUAGCAUCUCGGAGCGAGUACUUCCAGAAAGUGAUCGGUGAGACGGUGCCAUCCGGCUUUCAUGUCAUUGACAACAUAACUGUAAAAGCAUUCGAAGAGGUUCUCUGCUUCAUCUACACAAACAGCUGCAACAUCCUCGAGAGCGAGAGUGCACGCGUUAUUGUUGGGCUGUCGAACAAAUACAGUCUGGGAAAGAGAAUCACCACUGCUUUCUUGAAAGAGGUUCACGAUGCCUCCAAGAAGCUUGGAGUCCAUUCCCUCAAAGACUGUCUUGGCAAAGCGAGCAUAAGAAACAAUGCCGUGGUCCUUGGCACUGUGCCACCGAUGACCAAGUACCGUUUCUUCAGGAACAAGUUUGACACCUUAUAUGAUGUUUCCCUGGUGUCUAGUGAUGGUGUCAGUUUCCCAUGCCACCGGUGCAUUCUUGUGGCCAGGUUGGAGUAUUUUAACAGCAUGCUGUCUUUCGGCUGGGUGGAGCACUCUAGUAGUCAGUUGUCCCUGCCCAUACCAUCGAAGGUUCUGGAUGUCAUCCUAGAGUUCUUAUACACAGAUGACGUUCCGAAGUUGAAGCACUCCAGGGACAUAGAGUUUGUCUGUCAGGUGCUCGUCAGUGCAGACCAGCUGUUGGCAACGCGACUGAGGCAGAUGUGUGAGGCUGUCCUCGGCGACAUGAUGACGUUGAAGAAUGUUUCUGACUUGCUGGAAGUAGCGUGCAUGUACAAUGCAGACCAGCUAAAGACGCUGUGCGUGCAGUUUAUGUGCAUAAACCUUCCUGCAAUCCUGGAAUGUUCCCUCGACUCUCUCAGUGACGACGCUGCUGCGGACCUCGCGUCCUGCUACAGGAAGAUGGUGCCAGCCAUGUCGAGGCGUGUCAUAACACCCUACAUGAGUGAUCCCAGCAAGGAAGACAUCGAGAAAGUCCAGGAAGAGUACGGGGCAUUGUUCGAUCAUGCGGAAGUUUACGGUCACUAGCACUCCAGACUUAAAACUAAAGCUAGACGGAGGAGUGCCCCGAGGAAAGUUUCCGAAUCAUCAGCGCCAAGUGGGCUCUCCACUUCCCCAGUAAUGCCUGCAGAGGACCCCCGCGUUUCCAGCGCUGGUGAUUUCGCUAAGCCGACUGGUGGCCCUGCCGUCAGGCCAGUUGUCUUGCUAAAACCUUGUCAGCGUUCGCCGACAGUUGAGAUUACUCCCACCAAGGUGCUGGAGCGAAAAGCAAGGACAGUCUCUGAAGGUGCCACCUCCCCUCCGGCAGUGUCGGCCUUCACGUUUCCGAGCCUCUGCGAAGUCAUGGCCGACAAGGAAGGGCUCAAGUCACCAAAGGACGGCAAGCACGUUGAGGCCGUGAGGCCAAUGGUGAAACUGUCACAGAAGCAGCGAAAACAAAUGAAGGGUACCACACCAGUGAACAUACUUGCACCCAAGACGCCACCACCGUCCAACUGCCCUUGGUUCCAGAACGCGUCACAGACGGCUCAGGCAUCGUCUCCUCCCAGUCUGGCACUCAGCGAAGCAAGUGCACCCUGCACGUUCCCUUCUCCUUCACCUCCUGCCGAGGUGCCCAGAAUGAUCGACAUACUGAGAUUUGAAGAGCAAAAGGUGCAGAACCUUGAGAAGGUCAAGCCAAAAGCACUUCACAUUAUAAACAUGGAAGACAAAGCAAUUGAAGAGCUGCUGAAGCUUUACAAUGCUGAAGACAACCCGGAGGAAAGGAUAACAGCUUGUAGGAUACUGCCAGAAGCAUACGCUGCACCUGUAUGGAAGAAGAAACAUUGAGUUGCGAGCAAAA